Molecule: messenger RNA, 1783 nt
Organism: Oncorhynchus masou masou (cherry salmon)
Lineage: Eukaryota; Metazoa; Chordata; Actinopteri; Salmoniformes; Salmonidae
Product: cyclin-dependent kinase 5 activator 1-like
Exons: 2
Coding region: 773-1714 (313 amino acids)
Biological process (GO): brain development; axon guidance
Cellular component (GO): growth cone; protein kinase 5 complex; cytoplasm
Molecular function (GO): cyclin-dependent protein serine/threonine kinase activator activity; protein kinase binding
Source: RefSeq, a predicted model, not a curated record
GAAGCAGCAGCAUACAGCGCGGACCAAUAGGAUGGCUGCAUAUCAGUUUCACAGCCAACCCGAAUAUCUGCAGAUGCCUGCAUGAAAGCGUCGAGAUUUAUGCUGGUUUGCUGUAGUAUACAUUUGAUCGUUUUCUUUUCUAUGUUUACGUCUUCCUUUUAUUCUUUCUCGACUUUCCCCACGGCGUGUUUGAGAGAGAUACCCCCCUCUGUCUGCUUCGUCGCGUGGACUGAGAUAACAGCCGUGCUAUUGAUUUUUGCUCUUCAAUGGAAUACAUUUGUAUUCUAAUAGCGAGUGUUGGCAAUACAUUUCGCAUCUGCUGUGUACCGGUAUUACCCUCUAUGAGAAAGAGAAUAUUCCAUUAUUCUUAGCUGAAGAUUGAAACACCGCACAUAGACACAACAAGUACCGGGAAACGUUCAUUCCUAGAGCUUUCAGUUCCAUAGUGCCUUGUAUUGCUCCCCCCUCGACACCCCAGGACCGUGGACAGCGCGUGUGCUAGUGGCCGCAGCUCGGUGUGAAAAACAACUAUUAGGCCUAACGGUUAAUCACAAUCAUAACAAGAUACUCAAGAAUGUACUAAAAGUAAAGAUUAUACAGGCCGUGAUUCUGUAUGGAUUAUACCAGAAGACUCUACUGAUUUGAAGGUAUCAUUUAUCUUCUCAGAGAACAAGAAUCUUUGGUUUUUCCCGUUAGAAACACUUUUAUCAGAUCCCCCAGAGAAGAGAGCCAACUCUUCCUCCCCUCCAUAACUCUCUCUCCCAGAGGAACCAUGGGUACCGUACUGUCCCUCUCCCCCAGCUACCGGAAAGCAGCCCUGUUCGAAGAUGGCCCGGCCACUGUGGGCCACUACACGGCAGUCCAGAACAGCAAAAACUCCAAGGACACCAAGAGCCUCAAGCGCCAGUCCCUCAUCAGUGUGUUGCCAUGGAAACGCAUUGUGGCGGUAUCGGCCAAACGGAAAGGUUCCAAAAAGCUCCCACCAGACGACGGGCAGAAGGUCAGCACUGAGCACACCAUCACCAACAGCCAGAAGCUGAAGAAAUCCCAGUCCUGCGCCAACUUGUCCUCUUUCACCACGCAGGAACCCACCAUAGCUGCCACCAUUCCCACCUCCAAGACCGUCUCCAACGUCGCUGCCACCGCUAAGAAGAACCCGUUGACUGGUUCCAAGGGGGGCCAGGCAACGAACGCGGGCACGCCCAAGCGGGUGAUUGUCCAGGCCUCCACCAGCGAGCUAAUGCGUAGCCUGGGUGAGUUCCUGUGCCGGCGCUGCUACCGGCUGAAGCGUCUGUCGCCUACCGACCCGGUGCUGUGGUUGCGAAGCGUGGACCGCUCCCUCCUUCUCCAGGGCUGGCAGGACCAGGGCUUCAUCACCCCAGCCAACGUGGUCUUCCUCUACAUGCUGUGCCGCGAUGUGGUCUCCUCCGAGGUGGCCAGCGAGCAGGAGCUGCAAGCCUCUCUGCUCACCUGCCUCUACCUGUCCUACUCCUACAUGGGCAACGAGAUCUCCUACCCGCUCAAGCCCUUCCUGGUUGAGGCUGAGAAGGAGGCCUUCUGGGAUCGCUGCCUGGAAAUCAUCAACCGCAUGAGUGGCAAGAUGCUGCAGAUCAACUCCGACCCACACUACUUCACCCAGGUGUUUGCCGACCUCAAAAAUGAGAGCAAGAAGGAGGAAGAGAAGACAAGGUUGUUGAUUGGCCUCGACCGAUAAGAGGAACCAUGGGAGAAUGGUAAAGGGAGGAACAGGGGAGAAGUGGGACGGGAGGGAUGUGGAUAGGGU